Molecule: messenger RNA, 759 nt
Organism: Rhodofomes roseus
Lineage: Eukaryota; Fungi; Basidiomycota; Agaricomycetes; Polyporales; Fomitopsidaceae
Product: Alpha/Beta hydrolase protein
Exons: 3
Coding region: 1-759 (252 amino acids)
Molecular function (GO): hydrolase activity
Source: RefSeq, a predicted model, not a curated record
AUGAGCUCUGCUCCAUCUCCAUCUUUUUCUCAAGAUUUGCGAACUGGACACCAGCUCGUGCAGCUACCCUCAGGGACAACUCUCGAGUGCGACGUAGCCCCUCCACCAGCUCCAUGGGUCGAAACGACGGACGUGUCUCAGUCGGUCCAAGCGAAGCUAGCUGUCUUCCUACAUCCGUGGUCGUGGCUUGGCGGAUGUAUGGGUGAUCCUGUCUUGAAUCUGCUGGUCGCCCCUUUACACAGACUCCGCUACCAUGUCAUACGCUACAACUCUCGCGGCGUCGGGAAGUCGUCCGGCUGGGCCUCGCUCACGGGCAGCCGAGAGGCGCAAGACCUACGUGAACUCGUUCAGUGGGCUAUCGACCGCCUGCAAUCUGUUGAAUCUGUGGUAAUCGUGGGCUAUUCCUACGGCUCCCUCAUAGCUUCCCUCCAUCCACUACUCCCACACCCUAGGGUUUCUCACAUUAUCAUCUCCUACCCGCUCUCUGUGCGCCAUUGGCUCACAGCCUUCCACGGGGGUACCUACACAGCGGCAGUCACUGCGCUCGUCCGCGAUGACCGCGCGCAUGUACUCGCCCUCUAUGGCGAUCACGACGACUUCACGAAUCCCGAGGCGUACGAGGGAUGGACACGUAGCCUCUCCGAGGCGACCGCGGAAGGUGUCUUGAAGAUCGUGAAGGUUGAGGGAGCCGAUCACUUUUGGAGAGAAAGUGGUGCGAGGGUGAAGCUGGUUGAGACAAUUGAGACGUGGUUGUCUUGA